GGGAGGAGGGGGGAGAGCAGCCGACACAAAGGGAGAGAGAGAGAGGGAUAGAGGCGGGAGAGAGACAUUCACAAUGCAUGAGACACCAGAGAGGAGGGAGUCCUAGCAGCAGCUGCAGCCUUGACAAGGUUUCUGGAUGCAGCCUCACAUCUUAAUACGUUCCUGCUCCGGGAGUCAGCUGACGGAGGUGAGGAGGUCCAGCAGCAGCAGAAAGGGGGCCGGCCUUCCUCCUCCUCCUCCUCCUCCUCCUCCUCCUCCUCCUCCUCCUCCUCCUUCUCCUCCUCCUCCUCGCCUGGAAGGACUUUCGCAAUGCUGACUUCGCCUGGCGGACUUUGUGCUUAGGCUGCAGCGUUCGGGACUCAUUCGCUCUGAGCUCAGCAGCAUGCAGGGCGUCCCGGAGGAGUGGACGGAGGAGGAUGGGGGGACGGGGGAGAGGAGCAGGGGGACGGGGACGGGGACGGGGAAGGGUGAGGAGACCCUGAUGAUGGAGCUGACCAGGCUGGUGCAGAAGACGGUGAAGGAGAGCAGCUGGUGGGAGAGGAGGGGAAUCGACUGCAGCAUCCUGGCAGCAGCGUUCAUCAGCCUGCCGCCUGCCUUCUUGUUACUUGGCUCCUCCCACUUUCUGUGGUUUUCAGCAGGCGUGCUGCUGAUGGGCGUGGCUCACGGCAUCAUCACCAUCAAAGGGACUCACCUGGCCAGCCACGGGGCGCUGAGCGAGUCUCAGGCCUGGGCCAAGUUCUGGGCCGUCUUUUUCAUUGAGAUCUGCGGCUCGUUCUCGGCUCCGGCUGGCGUUAAGGGUCACAUCAAGAUGCACCACGCUCACACCAACGUCAUCGGCCUGGGCGACUCCAGCGUCUGGAAGGUGCCUUUCCUGUCUCGGUCCAUCUACCUGUUCAUCGCCCCGCUGGCCGUCCCCGUCAUCACCCCGCUAGUCGCCCUCGCUCACCUCAGGGGUCACUCGGCGGUGCUGGUGUUCAGGACUGUUGCCAUGGUAACGCUGGGCCUGUAUUCCCAGUACUGGCUGCUGAUCAACGUCUCCGGCUUCACGUCGCCGCUCAGCGCUCUGCUCUGCAUGCUGGUCUGCAGGGCCAUGUUCUCCGUUCCGUACAUCCACGUCAACAUCUUCCAGCACAUCGGUCUGCCGAUGUUUUCUCCGACUCGCCGUCCAAAGAGGAUUUACCAGAUGACCCACGGAGUCCUGAACCUUCCUCGUAACCCGCUGCUGGACUGGAUGUUCGGACACUCGCUGAUCAACUGCCACGUGGAGCAUCACCUCUUCCCCUUCCUGUCCGACAACAUGUGUCUGAAGGUGAAGCCCGUCGUGUCCAAGUACCUGACGGAGAAGCAGCUUCCCUACCAGGAGGACGGCUACCUGUCCAGGCUGCAGCUCUUCUUCAACAGGUACCAGGAGCUGAUGGUGUUCGCGCCGCCCAUCACCGAGCUGGUCGGGGUCCAGUGACCAAGGAGGAGGAAGAACAAACCGUUCGGACUCUCAAGCAGGAACGUUUCAGCCUCCGGAGUUCAGGUUUGAGCCUCGGACACACAGAACAGACUCUGAAUCAAUGAAUUAAUGAAUAUCCUGCACUUCUAGAGACGAUUUAACACAAAGAUAAACCAACCGCUGAGCUGAUUGUGAUCACUGGGAGCACUUGAACUGACCCAGGGUCUGUCUCAUGAAGCAAAUACAGCCCAGUUUAUUGAAGCUCCUCACUGCUGAUUUAAUAUUUACCUGCAACAAGGAAAGAUUCAGAGUUUAAUAAGAUGCUGAUUCUUGCUGGGAAUCUCAUUUUUUGCAGCGUUAAAAUGCAGCAACCUUAUAAAACAAAACAAAAAACAAAACACACAUGCAGUAUAAACUCUAUACAGAAAUAACUACCAAUAUUAUACUGUUAAAAUGGUGUAUAUGCAGGUAUUUUAUAGGCUCAAAUACAUGAUUUUAAUAUGUUAAGUUGCUGGAUUAGUUGUGGUUAAUUUAAGGAAAACUGUUUUAAUGAAAAAUAACUAUAGCAUUCUAUUUUUUCUUAUUUUACUCUGUUGUUUUCAUGUUUAUUUAACCUAGUAAGUGACUAAUUUGCAAAAAAAAAUAACCAAAAAAAAAUGAUAAGAAGCACUACAAAAAAUCUAUAAAAAGGUGAAUCUCUACUAGUUUUGUUGAAAGUCAUUAUUUAAAAAUUAGAAAAACUCAUACUCAGGAGUUCUAAAGUGCUCUGAUAAUAACAACUCAGUUUAAAUGAAAAGAACUGACCAAGCCAGCUUAAAUUAAUAGGAAAACUGUAGUUGAUGUCACUUAAAUUCAGCAAUUUUCACAGUGAAAUUCAGCAGAAAAACAUAAAAAAACAUGUUAAGUUAAAAUGAUGCUUGAUGAUCCACAAAGUGAAAAUAGAGGAUAUAAUAUAAUACAAUAUAUACAAAAAGCACAAUAAUCAGUGGUAAUAAUGCUGCUUCAUGAGGCAGAUCCCUGUUUUCCUGCACUGACAGACACUCAACUAGUUUUUGUUUUCAUCAAUGCAAUAUCCUGAGCAACAUCUGUAGCUACAAGACUAAAGGACAUGAAUGUGUUUUAGUGUUUGUUUUCUUUCUGAGAAUAAAUUUUAACAUGAAUUUAAUGAUUUAAA
Molecule: messenger RNA, 2615 nt
Organism: Amphiprion ocellaris (clown anemonefish)
Lineage: Eukaryota; Metazoa; Chordata; Actinopteri; Pomacentridae
Gene: fads6
Product: fatty acid desaturase 6
Exons: 6
Coding region: 383-1459 (358 amino acids)
Biological process (GO): lipid metabolic process
Cellular component (GO): membrane
Molecular function (GO): oxidoreductase activity, acting on paired donors, with oxidation of a pair of donors resulting in the reduction of molecular oxygen to two molecules of water
Source: RefSeq, a predicted model, not a curated record